AUCAAACUGCAGAUGUCACCAAGUGGGAAAUUCUCACAACAAAAGCUGACAGCUGAGGCUGGAGUUCUCUCAGCUGCGUACUUCAGGGUGGCCAGAAAAGAGAUGUUGCUGUGCUUUUCAUUUGGUAAGCUAGUGUCUUGUUUUACAUCUCAAGCUUACUCUUUAUGGUACAGGUCAUCAAUUUCUACAUGGGUCUUGUGACGGAAAGAAGUAAGAGGGAGGGAUAUCCAUCAGUCCAUGCUUUUAGUUCGUUCUUUUAUGAAAAACUUACUUCUGGGGGCUACAAAGCCGUGGGAAGAUGGACGAGGCGUGUGGAUCUCUUCCAGAGGGACAUCAUCUUAGUGCCCAUUAACUUGCGUUUGCACUGGACACUAGCGGUCAUAGACACCAGAAAGAAGACCAUCAAAUACUACGACUCCCUGGGACAAGGAGGGGACAAGAUUUGUGAGACUUUGCUCAAAUACCUGCAAGAAGAAAGCUGUGAAAAAAGACACGUGAAGCUGAAUGUUUCAGAGUGGACUGUUCACAGC
Molecule: messenger RNA, 530 nt
Organism: Chroicocephalus ridibundus (black-headed gull)
Lineage: Eukaryota; Metazoa; Chordata; Aves; Charadriiformes; Laridae
Product: sentrin-specific protease 2-like
Exons: 3
Biological process (GO): proteolysis; protein desumoylation
Cellular component (GO): nucleus
Molecular function (GO): deSUMOylase activity
Source: RefSeq, a predicted model, not a curated record